Cimex lectularius (bed bug) is the source of this 1936-nucleotide messenger RNA. RefSeq names its product zinc finger protein 98. Gene Ontology annotation, molecular function: DNA-binding transcription factor activity; RNA polymerase II cis-regulatory region sequence-specific DNA binding. The coding region runs from base 208 to 1821 and encodes 537 amino acids. The record is from RefSeq and is a predicted model, not a curated record. The transcript is spliced from 3 exons. Gene Ontology annotation, biological process: regulation of transcription by RNA polymerase II. NCBI's taxonomy places the organism in Eukaryota, Metazoa, Arthropoda, Insecta, Hemiptera, Cimicidae.
GCUGCCAGGAGGCUGCCAUUACCCCUAGGGCAAAAAGAGAGAGAGCGGAAUGUACGAGAGAGAGGGAGCGUCCCUUUGGUUUUAGCAUUUUACAAUUUUCCGCCGGAAAACUCCGCCGUUGGUGGAAAAGGACCGAGAGGCCGGUGUACCCCCUUAUCUCUUUUUUUUAAAAAGAGCAUAGUAAUUGAAAUAUGAGAAAUAAACAAAAUGUCUCUUGAUACUAACACUUGGAUUAGUAGGGAACAGCAGCAACAAGUUAAAGUUGUUGCGAAUGACCACAAGCAACUUUUUGACAAUGAUGGUCACCAACAGGCCAGGGGAAUCCUGAAGAUCCCCGUCAAACAAUUUAUUAUGCCUGCAGAAAGCAUUAAUAGAUUUACACAGACAUGUGUGGAAAAUGAUAAAGAGGUGAUGUUCGAUAAUAACAUGCAGCAACAACAACAACAGCAGCAGCAGCAGCAGACUCAACAGCAUCAUGUCACUGAACUUUACUCUUUACAGAAGAAAGAAGAAAAAGUGCCUACGACAGUGACUGAAUUCCCUUUUUGCUAUAAUGUAAAUAUGUUGCAGAAGGUACACCAGCAAACUGCGACCAAUGUCGGCAUCGCAGCGGCGAAUGACGAAAAGUACAGGUUUGAUGUUUCGCAGCCGUUUUCUUAUAAUUAUGCGCUUGUUAAUCAAAUGUCACUCGCAGCAGCAGCGUCGACUGCAACUUUUAAAUGUGAUGUGUGCGGUUUAGUGUUCGCUCACCUUUCCCUCCUCAACCAUCACAAAAGGAUACAUUCGAAUCCGACCACCGAGAGGAUAUACGUCUGCGAUUUGUGCGGCUCCAAUUUCAAUCAGGCUUCCGAUUUGAAAACACAUAAACAGACUGCUCACAAUACGGGUACAAAAAACAAGUGUUGUACAUCGUGUGGAGUCGAAAUUGAUGAUCUCACUAGUAGUAAAAAGAAAUUCAAAUUUCUCAAGUGUGAAAAUUGUGAGGACGCUUCAGAAAGGGAUUCGGGUUUUGAAGGCACUCAAGAAGUAGGCACUGAAACGGAAGAGCCGCCAAAAGGAAUCCAUCCAGUCAAAAGAAGGGGCAUGGGGACAGUUACUAAAUGUCAUAAAUGUAACGGUUCUGGAAUCCUUUUUGUUGGCGGUGUACAAAAUCAAGUGGAAAAGCCUUUUCACUGUAACAUCUGUGACGGUUCAUUCUCUCGUUAUUCCUCUCUCUGGAGCCACAAACGGUUGCACUCUGGUGAUAAGCCUUUUAAGUGUGAAUUCUGCGGUUUGGCCUUUGCGAGAGCCGCCUACCUCAAGAAUCAUGGUAGAGUCCAUAGUGGAGAACGACCUUUCAAAUGUGAAGUCUGCGGUAUGCAGUUUUCACAAGCGCCGCAUCUUAAAAACCACGAGAGGAUCCAUUCUGGGGAAAGACCGUACGAAUGUGAAAUCUGUAACAAGACGUUCGCCAGGCACUCGACGCUCUGGAACCACAGAAGGAUCCAUACAGGGGAAAAACCAUACCGUUGUAACAUCUGCGGCUCUGCGUUCAACCAAGCGACUCACCUUAAAAACCACGCCAAAGUCCACACGGGCGAAAAGCCUCAUCGCUGCGAUAUCUGCGAUGUCGGGUUUUCGGACCGGUUUGCGCUGAAAAGGCACAGGGGGAUUCAUGAAAAAUACGGUCAGACCGCUCCGAGCAACCAGCAGCAAAACCAGGCGCAACAAGCCAACAUGGACCUGGCCGUGGCGCAACCCAGGCUAGAAGAACUUUAUAAAUGUGAUGUUACUGCUGGAAUAGCUUUUCCAGGCUGUUCCCGGCCUCAAGAAGCCAAAUAACCCUUUGGAUCAUUUUUGAUUUUCCUCAUGACUGAUAUUACCCCAAACCGUCUCUGUUGCAAUAAAGAUAAACUGGUGGAAAAUAUUCAAUAGUCAAUACAAUUAAAAAAAAAAA